CACGCAUGAGUCGAGCAGCUGCUCAGCUGUCAGGGAGCUAUUCAGUCAACAAACCCGCCAUAAAGCUGAAUAUACCCAUUUUACUCAAUAUUUUACUUCAUUUAUCACAUCUCCUGGCAUGGAACAAGCAAAGCAGGAGGCCUUCGAUCAAGCCAGACUGCAGGUGAUCAAGGAUGGGUACGAGAAGGCAUUUGAAUGCAUCAAUAAAGGUCUCACUGAGGACGAGGCAGGGCACAGGGCAGAGGCAUUCAAUCUGUAUCGGCAAGGACGACAGCAUCUCCUCAGGGCCCUUAGUGUGCCCUCACAAGACGAGGAGUGCGUUGGCCCCUCCUGGGAAGCGGCAAGGCAGAUGCAGCGCAAGAUGCAGGAGACCAUCGGCAACAUCACCACUCGUCUAGCCAUGCUGGAGACCACCACAGACACCUUGGAGGGUAACAGUAUGGUCCCUCAAAAGCUCUACCCUGAUGUCCCAAAAGCCAUACCAGAGAGGCCGACUCUGCCACAGGUGCUUGUUGCUGGGGCUGCAGGGGCCUCCGGCUGGGGUGCUGGAACCUCCCAAAAAUCCCCCACAAUUCGACACAAUAUCUUAUGCGAUCAGCCCCCUGCAUACACGCCUCAAGCUGCUGAUGGUCACCUGACCAUUUCUUAUGGCACUGACUCUGGAGAGCUCUCCCUUGUUGGCGAUGAGUUCUACAACCAUUCAUCUAAUUCUACAACUUCUCCUCUGAGCCUGGGGGAGGAUGGAGAGGAGCUCUUUUUCCUCCCUCAAGGAGUGCAGAUCUUCUUCGUAACCCCAGAGGGUCAAGUUAGUGCGCCUUCAUACCCAGGGUACCUACGCAUCGUAAAGUUCACCAAUGAACACUCUGAAAGGAUUCCAAACAGACCACCUGCCUUCCUACAGGUUUGUGAUUGGCUUUUCCCCUUGAUGGCCACUGAUUCCCCGGUUUUGCUUUGCAACACGGGGGUCUUCAUGUUCCCAGACAUGAUGGCUCCCACCCCGGGCUCCUACGUUGGGGUGGUCCUUUCUUCUGAGCUUCCUCUAAGAGAAAGAGAGACCUUCCAAAACCUUCUCUCACAGAUGACUGACCUGCGUGUUCAGGCAUCAGAUGGUGCAACCGAUACCAUUAACCUGGGGAAGAAGGUGCCAAUGGGGCCUCCUGCAGCUGAAGCACCACCCCCUGCUGCCGAGGAUGAAAAGGUACUUCCUGAAUGGAGUGAGAAGGUGGCCCAUGGGAUCCUGACAGGGGCUUCAUGGCUGAGCUGGGGGCUGGUGAAGGGGGCAGAGUACACAGGGAAAGCCAUCCAUAAAGGUGCAACCAAACUACGAGAGCACAUCACCCCAGAGGACAAACCAGCCCAUGUCAGCCCAACUGUAACCAAAAGCCUCCAUGUAGCCAAACAGGCCACAGGUGGAGCUGUGAAAGUCAGCCAGUUCCUUGUGGAUGGAUUGUGCACUGUCGCUGGCCAUGUUGGCCGAGAGUUAGCACCCCAUGUAAAGAAACAUGGAGGAAAACUUAUUCCGGAGUCUCUGAAGAAAGACAAGAACGGGCGCUCCAAUAUCGAUGGUGCCAUGGUGGUUGCAGCCAGUGGAGUUAAAGGAUUCGCAACAAUGUGGAUGGGCUUGGAAGUUUCAGCAAAGAACAUCGCAAAGAGUGUUGCGACAGAGACUGUUACCACUGUGAAACACAAGUAUGGGGCUGACGCGGGCCAGGCCACAGACCACGCUGUCAACUCGGCCAUCAAUGUGGGUGUCACUGCCUUCAAUAUCGACAACCUUGGGAUCAAGGCAAUGGUGAAGAAGACGGGCAAAGAGACUGCCCGUGCCAUUCUGGUAGACUAUAAAGUCAGUGAGCCGAACAGUCAAGUUGAAAAACAUAAAGACCAAAAAUAGAGUGCAGAUUGUUCAGAGUUCUUCCGUUUCAGGUGUCCAUUUUCAAGAGCAAACCAAAGUGUAACACCGAACUCCAAAGACCCUGAUUAGACUACAGUAACUACAGUUAACUGUGAUGUUAUGUUUGUGAUUCUGCUAUCACUGCACUGCAUACUACUGACUCUAUAUCACAGAGUAAAUGAUAAAUGCACUUUAAAACAUGUUGACUGACAGUCCUACAUGCCGGCUGAUAUUUCUGAUCUUGCCGUACACUUCACCAGCAAAGUGAAAUGUAUGUAUCUCCAAAAAGCCAAUGAUUUAUUUUGAUCCACAAUGUAGUUGGGUCAUAUUAAAACCUCUAAGUGUGCAUGGUUUGUUUCAAAAUGAACACCUAAAACGAAGUGAAUGCCAAAGGUAUAUUUUCCUGUUUUCCCAUAGAGCCUUAAUAAAUAUAAUAUUCUUGUUUAAUAUUAAUAUAAAUACACACAUAUUAAAGCUGUUUAUAAUAUCUAUAUUAGAAUGAUUUAUGGUAUGUUUUGUAUCUGGGUAUUUGUUUUGCGAUGUUUGCACUUUAUUUUUUAUUUUAUUUUUUUUAACUUUACUAAUGACUACAUUUAAUUAGAGAUGUAAUAUUGCCUUGACUGUGUCAUAACAUUUCACUGUAAUCAUUAACAUGCCCUAAACUAUAUAAUAAUUAUUUCUUGUACUUGUUUUCAUGGUUUCAUGAAUGCUUUUCAUGGAUACUUGUAGCUGUUAUAUCGUAUAUGCAAUAUACCUCUCAUUUGAAUGUGCUGACACUGUAAAUGAUAUGCAAGUAUCAAAAGUUUAACCAAAAGUUCGUUUGAUUUAUUUAUGACAAAGAAAAGCGAUGUAUAUUUGAC
Molecule: messenger RNA, 2751 nt
Organism: Xyrauchen texanus (razorback sucker)
Lineage: Eukaryota; Metazoa; Chordata; Actinopteri; Cypriniformes; Catostomidae
Product: spartin-like
Biological process (GO): cell division; negative regulation of BMP signaling pathway
Cellular component (GO): plasma membrane
Source: RefSeq, a predicted model, not a curated record